Messenger RNA from Leopardus geoffroyi (Geoffroy's cat), 902 nucleotides. RefSeq lists its product as uncharacterized. NCBI's taxonomy places the organism in Eukaryota, Metazoa, Chordata, Mammalia, Carnivora, Felidae. The record is from RefSeq and is a predicted model, not a curated record. Gene Ontology annotation, biological process: ribosomal large subunit assembly; translation. Gene Ontology annotation, cellular component: cytosolic large ribosomal subunit; ribosome. Gene Ontology annotation, molecular function: structural constituent of ribosome.
AUGGCGAAACACCGGCUGCCACGGGAGGUACACACACCGCCCUCCCUGGAAGAAACGAGAUCUGGUUAUCAGCCCCUGGAGUCUGGACUGGCCCUUGGGCCUUCUUUUGCCCACAAGAAUGCGGUAGAAAUGACAGCACGCCUGCAUCAACCCUUGACCUUGAGAGGCCUGGCAGGGGCAGGACUUCCAGGAGGGCUGUGGGACCAGCUUACUCCGGAUUUUGACCAAAGGGCCAACGGCAUUUAUCGUAGGAGGUCUCGUAAGUCUUGGCUGCAGACAGGUAUGCGGGGUGUCUUUGGAAAGCCCCAGGGCACAGUGGCCGGGGUGCGCACUGGCCAAGUCGUCGUGUCCAUCCGAACCAAGCUGCGGAAAAAGGGGCCUGUGAUGGAGGCCCCGCGCAGGGCCAAGUUCAAGUUCCCUGGCCGCCAGAAGAUCCACGUCUCCAAGAAGUGGGACUUUACUGAGUUUAAUGUGGACGAAUCUGAAGACAUGGUGGCUGAAAAGCCGUUCAUCCCAGAUGGCUAUGGGGUCAAAUACAUCCCUCAUCACAGCCCCUUGGACAAAUGGCGGGCUCUGCACUCACGAGAACUUCAGACUGCCCGUCCCCAUUCAUGCCCACCAAUAAAUCCUGCUUCCUGUCUGAAUAAACAAAAAGCAAACCGAAAAAACCCCCAAAAAGCAUAAGGGAAACAUGUUAGAGAAAUAUUUCGGGAAGACAAUUCACGACAUUAUGUUGAUCUUCUUUGUUUUGUGAUGUUUGUGCUUUUGGUGAACUCUAAAAAUUUACGUUACGUGUUAGGGUUUCUCUUGUCACUCUGUUCACUUAAUUUCGCGUAUAUGAUUUUGUCUUCUAUUUGUUGAAAACAGCACUAUGCAGGAAAGAGUUAACACCGCGGGGCUGA